AUGUCGGAGCCCAGCCCACCCCACACGAUGCCUGACGGAGAAACAUGGACACCUCCGCAGUUCGAGGGACUUCUCCACUGCGCUCUGUGGCACCUGCGGAACAGGAACAUGUCCCACGACCAGGCCCAGGACGCCUGCUACAUCUACAAGGACUACCAGGUCUUCGGACUGGGCAGCACCCUCGUCUGUCUGCUGAUGUCGCUCUCCAUCAUCGUCGGCAAUGUCGCGGUGCUGAGAAGGGUCUUUGGACUGGGCAGCACCCUCGUCUGUCUGCUGAUGUCGCUCUCCAUCAUCGUCGGAAACGUCGCCGUGCUGAGAAGGGUCGGCAGAACCGGGAGGCCCCGAGACCGUGCCCACUUCUCCAUCGCGAACCUGGCGCGCUCAGACCUGCUGUCGGGCUGCGGCCUCCUGGCGUACACAGCUGCCGUGCUGACGCGCAGCUCACAUCACAGGGUGAUGCAGGGCCUCACGUUCCUAAUGUUCAGCCAGGUCAUGUCGGCAUUAGGCCUCACCCUCAUGUCCCUAAACAGCUAUCUCGCGAUCAAGUGCCCCAUCUUCGUGUUCGUCCACGCCGAAGACCUGAACCGCUACACCGGGAUACUUGUGGCGUCUUUGUGGCUUGUUCUGCCCGUGCUGUUCUCCCUGCCUGUCUCCAUGGGCUGGAACUGCUUGGACGCACCGACCAAGAACUGCUUCGGCCUGUUCCACAGCGCGUUCGUCACAGCCGUGACAGCCACGGGCGCCCUGCUGGCG
Messenger RNA from Branchiostoma belcheri (Belcher's lancelet), 753 nucleotides. RefSeq lists its product as uncharacterized. The transcript is spliced from 4 exons. NCBI's taxonomy places the organism in Eukaryota, Metazoa, Chordata, Leptocardii, Amphioxiformes, Branchiostomatidae. The annotation marks the transcript as partial. Gene Ontology annotation, cellular component: membrane. The record is from RefSeq and is a predicted model, not a curated record.